UCGGUAUCCAACCGUCUUCACUUUCAUUUCAUUUUUACACACUUCUUUUAACAAGUUUACUUUCGGGAUUGAAAUUGGAACUGGAAUUGGAAUUUUACAUUAAAAUGACGGAAAUAUGUCACGGAGCUGUGAGAGAGGAGGUGUCGUCGUGUGGCGAGUCGAGUUCACGCGCCGCACGACAGAAGAGGAUGGAAAUUAGAAAAUUUAAAUAUGUACCUACGGUCGGUAACGGUAACGGGUGCAAAAAAGCGAAGCUGACGGUUUCACCAGUUUCGAUGUCUCGUGGGUGCGAUGCUACAGUUGAUAACCGUUGUUUAACCGCGGGUGGUUUUGAUGUCGAAUCGGAUCCGAAAUUCGGUGUUGCGUCGGUUUGUGGACGGCGGCGAGAGAUGGAAGACGCGGUGGCGAUUCAUCCGUCGUUUAUUGAGGAUGAUAAAAAAUCACUUGCGCAUUAUUUUGGGGUGUAUGAUGGCCACGGUUGUUCUCAUGUUGCAAGAAGAUGCAAACAUCGGUUACACGAGUUGGUGAAAGAAGAAUAUAAGAAGAAUGAUGAGUGGAAGGAUACGAUGGAGCAAAGCUUCCGUAGAAUGGACGAGGAAGUGACGGUUUGGAACCAGCAAGCAUCGAUUGGCGACUGCCGGUGCGAGCUUCACGCGCCGGAGUCAUAUGGGGUUGGAUCUACGGCCGUGGUUGCGGUUGUGACUUCUGAUAAGAUUGUUGUUGCAAAUUGCGGUGAUUCGAGAGCUGUACUUUGUCGAAAUGGCAAAGCGGUGCCGCUAUCGAAUGAUCACAAGCCUGAUAGUCCUGAUGAGCUUAGCCGGAUCGAAUCAGCUGGUGGGAAAGUUUUAUAUUGGGAUGGCGCGAGAGUUUGCGGGGUUCUAGCCAUGUCUAGAGCUAUCGGUGAUGGUUAUUUGAAACCUUAUGUGAUUUCCCAGCCAGAUGUGACUAUCACUGAACGGACAGCAGGGGACGAGUGUUUGAUACUUGCAAGCGAUGGAUUAUGGGAUGUAGUGUCAAAUGACACUGCGUGUGGACUCGCGAGUUUGUGUUUGAAAGGAAAUGGACCGUCGGCGGAGAUGAAGAGCCCACCCAAUAAUGAGGUGUCAGAGUAUGAGAAUUGUGACCGGGCUUGUUCCAAUGCAUCGUUGCUAUUAACCAAGCUGGCUUUGGCUCGAGGGAGUGCGGACAAUGUUAGCGUUGUUGUUGUAGAUCUAAGGAAAACGGAUCCUUAUAAUCAGGGACAAUUUUGAAAAAGAAGAUGAUUCAAAUCUUAAAUUUAGGUACUAAGAAUAGUAUAAAUAUACUGCUUGCGCUAAACUUAAAUGUAAAUAUGAAUAUAUGUUUUGUUUAUGUAUCUGUGUAACACAUAGAUUUUGUUUCAAUAGAACCUUGAACCUAAAAGUGUUCUUUUUUUCU
Helianthus annuus (common sunflower) is the source of this 1416-nucleotide messenger RNA. RefSeq names its product probable protein phosphatase 2C 24. Gene Ontology annotation, molecular function: cation binding; protein serine/threonine phosphatase activity. The transcript has 4 exons. The record is from RefSeq and is a predicted model, not a curated record. Bases 105 to 1250 code for a protein of 381 amino acids. Gene Ontology annotation, biological process: protein dephosphorylation. NCBI's taxonomy places the organism in Eukaryota, Viridiplantae, Streptophyta, Magnoliopsida, Asterales, Asteraceae. Gene Ontology annotation, cellular component: cytosol; nucleus.